UCCUGAUGCAGAAGAAUUUUAACAAGGGGAAGCAUAGAGAUUGGGGAAUGAGUUCAUGGUGACACAGCCUUUGGAUGGAUGCUGGAUAGAGUUGAGAUUUAAGACUGUGACCCAGAAGGAUAGGACACCUCUAACUAGGACAAAAUAUCUAGAGCAAAGCUGAGCAUUAAUCAUCUCUACUUCAAGAGAGUGUUCACCCUGCCUCAUUCAUGAAACAUUUUUCUUUCUAGGAAUCCAGUCCUUUGACUUGAAGGAAACUCUGGCAGCAGAGAGAAGAACCUCUUUGGCUGUCUUGGAACCUGUCUGGAAGCAGCAGUCAAAGAUGGAAAAGCAAGGCUCAGCUGGCCUUGAGUUAGCAAAGGGUGAUCCAUGUCUUCAAGGUGGGAUCAGUGGGAAGUUCUGCCCAGAAACCACACAGAAGAGUCUGGCAGAAGAUACAUUAAAUUCAGAGAUAAAGCAGGAGCAUUUUAAGCAAUUCUCUUACAAGGAUGCCGACAGCCCCCGAGAGGUUUGCAGCCAACUCCAUGCUCUUUGCCAUCAGUGGCUGCAGCCAGAGAGACACACCAAAGCCCAGAUCCUGGACCUAGUGAUCCUUGAGCAGUUCCUGACCAUCCUUCCCCCAGAGAUGGCAGCCUGGGUCAGGGAAUGUGGGGCAGAGACCAGUUCCCAGGCAGUGGCCCUGGCUGAAGGCUUCCUCCUGAGCCAGGCAGAGGAGAGAAAGCAGGAAAAGCAACAGGAGCUCAUUAUAGAAGAGGCUGGUGAUUUUCCUGUGGCAGAGAAGGCUCUCUCAGACUCUGGAGAGAGAGUCCUGUGCAAGUGGAUGGUACAGCCAGAUGAGAGAAGCAUCACCAUAAUGGGCAAUGAAACACAGCCAUGGUCAAUAGAGCCCAGCUCCUCUCUUCCUUUUCACAGACUGAGACCAGCUUCUGUGACCCUGGAUCAGGUGUCCUUUGAAGAGGUGGCUGUGUAUUUCAGCGAUGAAGAGUGGGACUUUCUGGAUCCAGACCAAAGGUCUCUGCAUUGUGAAGUCAUGGAGGAGAAUUUGGAAAUUGUGGCCUCCUUAGAUGAUGAUGUGAAUGAGAAUGAAAAAGGAAGUGAAUGCCUUUGUCUUGAAUAUGGGACAAGCUUCAGCUGUAGAGAAAACCUUAAUCACACAGAAGAACAAUCUUAUGAACAUGGUGAGAGUAGUUAUAGGAAAACACUGAUUUCCCAUGAAACCUUCCAAAUAACAGAGAAAACUUUUCAACAUUGGAAAUCUGGCAAGAAUUUUGAGCAUAGGACACAGUUUGUGUCACACCAAGGAGUGCACUCAGGGGAGGAGUCAUUAAUAGGCUUGGACAGUGGAAAGAGCCCAAGUCAGGAGACACAACAGACUUACUAUGAAGCAGGACAUACAGGUAAGAAACCUUGGAGGAUGAGCCUCAUUCAUCAUCAAGCAACUCACACAGGAGAGAAACCAUUUAAAUGUUUUUAUUGUGCAAAGAACUUCAGGAAGAAAGUAACCCUUAUCCGGCAUUAUGCAGUUCAUACAAGGGAGAAACGAUUUAAAUGCCUGGAAUGUGGAAAGCAAUUCAACCGAAAGGAACACUUAGCUUCCCAUCAAGCAACUCACACAGGGGUGAAACUUUUUAAAUGCUUGGAGUGUGGAAAAGGUUUCACUGGGAAGAGUAGCCUUGUUCGUCAUCAAUUAACUCACACAGGGGAGAAACCAUUUCAGUGCGUGCAAUGUGAAAAGAGGUUCAGUUCGAAGUCAGGCUUCAUAUGUCAUCUAAUAACUCACACUGGGGAGAAACCAUUUCAGUGCUUGCAUUGUGGAAAGAGGUUCGUUAGGAAGAAUAGCCUUGCCUGUCAUCAAUUAACUCACACCGGGGAGAAACCAUUUCAGUGCUUGGAAUGUGGAAAGAAUUUCGGUAAGAAGGCCUACUUGACUACUCAUCAAGCAGUUCAUUCAGGAGAGAAACCAUUUCAGUGCUUGCAAUGUGGAAAGAGUUUCAGCUCGAAGUCAGGCAUCACACGUCAUCAAAUAACUCACUCUGGGGAGAAACCAUUUCAGUGCUUGGAGUGUGGAAAGAAUUUUAGUAGGAAGAGUAGCCUUAAUUCUCAUCGAUUAACUCACACAGGAGAGAGGCGAUUUCAGUGCUUGGAGUGUGGAAAGAGUUUCAGUAGGAAGACUACCCUUGGUCAUCAUCAAUUAGAACAUACAGGGGAGAAACCCUUUAAAUGCUUGGAGUGUGGAAAGAGUUUCAGUGGGAAGGGUAACUUUGCUCGUCAUCAGUUAACUCACACAGGGGAGAAACCAUUUCAGUGUUUGGAAUGUGGAAAGAGUUUCAGUCAGAAGGUCCACUUCACUGCUCAUCAAGCAGUUCAUACAGGGGAGAAACCAUUUCAAUGUCAGGAAUGCGGAAAGAGUUUCAGUCAGAAGAGUUACCUUAAUCGUCAUCAAUUAGAUCACACAUUGGAAAAAGUAUUUAAAUGUUAGGAGUGUGGAACGAGUUUAACUCAGAAGGGAGAAGUUGCUGUUUAUCCAUUAACUCGUAUAGGGGAGGCACCAUUUAAAUGUCCAGAAUGUGAAAAGAAUUUCAGUACCUUGGUGUAGAAAAUUUUAAUUAUUAGUCAGUACCUUAGGAUGAGAAGUUUCAGUCAGGAGAUGAAAUUCACUUUUCAUCCAUCAAAAGAGGCUGGCAGGAACCAAGAACUCAUUAAGGAAAUUUCUGAGGCAAACAUUGUAGGUAAAGUAAGAGAUCACUACAGUAACCAAAAAAACAAGCAAAAAUAAAGUACAUAAGUAGUGGCCAGAAAAAAACCUAAAGUAUUUUCUGAUGUAAAACUUGCAAGUUAAAAUAAAAGUUAGACAGUCA
This is a messenger RNA of Sceloporus undulatus (fence lizard), 2858 nucleotides long. RefSeq names its product oocyte zinc finger protein XlCOF6-like. The transcript has 5 exons. Bases 323 to 2479 code for a protein of 718 amino acids. Gene Ontology annotation, molecular function: DNA-binding transcription activator activity, RNA polymerase II-specific; RNA polymerase II cis-regulatory region sequence-specific DNA binding. The record is from RefSeq and is a predicted model, not a curated record. Gene Ontology annotation, cellular component: nucleus. Gene Ontology annotation, biological process: regulation of transcription by RNA polymerase II. NCBI's taxonomy places the organism in Eukaryota, Metazoa, Chordata, Lepidosauria, Squamata, Phrynosomatidae.